Molecule: messenger RNA, 1091 nt
Organism: Nothoprocta perdicaria
Lineage: Eukaryota; Metazoa; Chordata; Aves; Tinamiformes; Tinamidae
Gene: MAP10
Product: microtubule associated protein 10
Exons: 1
Coding region: 1-1008 (335 amino acids)
Biological process (GO): positive regulation of cytokinesis; mitotic spindle midzone assembly; cytoplasmic microtubule organization
Cellular component (GO): midbody; mitotic spindle midzone; cytoplasmic microtubule
Molecular function (GO): microtubule binding
Source: RefSeq, a predicted model, not a curated record
AUGUCGGUCACACGUGCUGGAGCAGGGCACCCGGCCUCCUGCGGGCGCCGCGGCAGAGCGCGUGGGUCAAAGCAGAAGGAGCCGCGCGGGGCGGCUGCGUUGGGGAGCCCUGCGGGCCCCGGCCUGCAGCGAGGGGCAGCUCGGCGCCCGUGCAGAGCAGCGUGUGGGGCAGGGCUGCGUGUGGAACCCGCAGGCGCCGCUCGCAGGGGACAGGCCGCGAGCGCCCAGCGCCGGGCGCCCGUCACGUCACAUCCCCGUGCGGGACGAAGCGGGCAGAAUGCUGCUGUGCUGAGUGACCACACGUCAACGCCCUGCCCUCGUGGGAGCACUGAAAGCCUCUCUGAGCUCCUGUAUUCGGAAGACUUUGUUGGCAGCCCUGAGGACACGGUGCGUUCGGCGGGCAUGGGCAGUGCUGCCCACCCAGGGCCAGGCUUAGAGACCUGCCACAGCAGUCCUGGGCCUCUUGCGCUCACGAGCACCCGUCUGGCAUAUCCACGCUCGGAGCCUGAAUCCAGGGGGCCCAGGCUUCCAGAGACAAGUGGAGGAGCCGGCAGAACCUCCGCUCUUCAGCCGGUUCCUUCUACUUCAUCUCCAGCCCCCUCUCUCAAGAGAAACCAUGAUGUGAAAACCAGCAAGAGAACUGGUGGCAAAGCUGUUGACUUACUUAAUGAUACCUCCUUUCAGGCAAGAUUAUUACCUGAAGAGCAGGCAGCCCUGAUCGAUAAGGACAACAACGGAGUUGAUCAACACCCUGAAGGAACAUCYAUAGUGAGAAACAAAGUUAGCUCCCACACAGAUCUGAAUGUAGGAAAGGGGCAAACUGCUAGAGAGAAAAGCCAGUCGUUAACUCCAGUUAGCUCCUAUUUGCCGUCUGGCCCUUCAGAUCUUGAACUUAAUGCCCUGGAAAACAGUACGUCAGACRCAGAUGAUGAUUUUCUAGGAACACUAGGCAUCUAUAAAGACAUCAGUGAACUUCUAAUAAGCAAACUUCCUGGAUAUACAAUGUAAUUAGAAUGUUUUCCUGCCUUGAUUGAAGUAUAAGAUUUAAAUUAUAUUUUUAUAAGAACUGUUAUAUUUAGCUACAGUUUAUA